Amphibalanus amphitrite is the source of this 2001-nucleotide messenger RNA. RefSeq lists its product as uncharacterized. The transcript has 5 exons. Bases 167 to 1216 code for a protein of 349 amino acids. The record is from RefSeq and is a predicted model, not a curated record. Lineage: Eukaryota; Metazoa; Arthropoda; Thecostraca; Balanomorpha; Balanidae.
CUUGCUGCCUUGGGGUUGCUGAUACUGUUGAUAAAUCAGCAAAUUAGCUAAUUGGUCACCUAACAUACUCUUUAAUAAGUACAACAGUCCUAGUAAGGCUAUAGAUUUCCUAGAGUCCUAGCCGGCUGAUCACACAAACACCCAAGCCUGAUUACAUCUACUUGCAAUGCUGCUCAGAAGAUUCACACCAUGUGCAAGACUUGUAUACCAUUCACACAAGAAUCGAUUUUCUAAAGAUAUUCAAAGAAGCAUAUUAUUAGUGGGGACAUUGGAUUACAAUGCUGUUAGAACUGCAUCUAGUCACAUUGUUCACCCCUUUGGUAAAUUUGUAUUUGAGGGUCCAGGCAGUGUAAAUGUGGCUCCUGUUAGUCCACAAGAGUCUCCCAACAUGGACAAAUGCACCAUCAGCUGUGGUGGUGAUGGCACCGGGUGGAGCGUCAUUGCCAGUGAAGAUACCUGCUCCAUCACAUCAAACUCAAAAGAGAAAACUUCAGAUACAUGGAACGUUCAUCUUCCCAUCAAAUAUGACGUGGAGGUGCGUUCUGCCGCCGCCGUCAGCGUCUCGGGCAUGGAGUGCUCGCGGGCGGCGGUCAACGCCAGCGAGAACGUGACCUUGACCGCGGUCAGGGCCGGUCACGUGACCGUCAGUACGCCGGCGGCGGUACGUGUCAACAAGCUGCUGCUGGGAAACGCUACGCUAGAGGCGGAGGAAGUGGACUCGUCCGUGGCCCGGCUCCAAGGUCAGACGGUCACCGUGUCAGCGCGAUCUCGCUGCCAUCUAUCGGACAUAUACGCAGACAAGGCGCGGCUGGAGGUGCGCUCGGCCGACCUGCGCGUGGGGACCAUCCACGGAGACGCAACAGUCACCGCCGCCGGCGAGGGAGAGGUGGUUAUCGGCGGUGUGGACGGCUCUGUGAGUGUGUCGGCUCCGGCGGCCGCCGUGCGCUGCCACAUCAGCCGCCUGAGCGCUGACUCGCGGCUCAGCUGCGGCCGCUCCGUGCAGCUCAGCCUGGCGCCCGGGGUGGGCUGUCGGCUCCAGGUGCGCGGCCCGCCGCCCGAGCUCGACCCGCGCCUGGGGGCGGCCUCGGCCGGCGCCGGGGGCACCGCAGAGGUGGCCGUGGCCGGCGGGGGGCCGCUGCUGCUGCUGGAGUCGCCCGUGGCGGCCCGGGUGACACUGCAGGACUGGGCGGCCGCCGUGGCCGGCUGGGCGCGGUGAGCAAAGCCGCGGUUAGGGCUCUGGUAAGAUGUACGGUAGUACAUAGAAGCGGAUGAUGCUGAACAACGCAUAUGUGUCAAAUUGUCGUGUGAAUGUGCGCCACGCUCAGGGACUGGCUUGCUGUCUGAAAUGUAGCGACUAAUCUCUGUGAAGUAGCACAGUGCGUCUUCUUGGACGGUUCUUCGCCUCGGCGUGGAUGUCUCUCAGUCAAUUCAGUCCAUCCAGUCACACGCCCGCCAUCUAGUGAGUUGUUAGUGUUGCCGUGACAUGAUUUGCCGCAGAGGCUUUGUCAUAUUUCGAGAAUGUAGGCAUAGGACAGAAGGUAGGCAUUGCAGGCUUGCGUUGUCCGGGAUCAGCACGGUGUGACUAAGCAGCACAUGAUGUGGUUUUCGUACUUUUCUUUAUCAUUUUCGCACCUCAUAUAUAUUUUACCUUGUUAUCGCUUAUUACCUCAGUUAUUUGCUUGAAUGGAACUUUCAAACCAGCUGGUCUUGCUGCUUCCCUGCAGCUGCUGGCUUCACUUCCCACCACGGUUUUAGACGUAAUUUUGCGGAGUAUGUUGUCCCUGAAGUGCAAUAAAACAUUUUCGAGAUAUCAUGAAGCUGCAACCAAUUCAGUCAAUAUGAUAGAUUAGUGAAAAUGGCUCAAUCUGAUCCAUCAUUAUACCCCCCCCCCCCUGUGUCUACGUAACGAAGUUGAUCACCGGGCCCUUCCAAACACGUCAUUUUCUCACCGCACCAGUCUGUAUUCGUCGCUCUCUGUCGCUAUAUACACCAUCAUAUGCC